AUCAUGGUUUCCUCCUUCAACACCUUUCACUAUCCCCAAAAACACAGCGCCAAUUUAACCUAUUCCGCCGGACAACCCUGGCAAUGGGCCGCAAAUUACCAUCACACUCCACCCAAUCAUCAAUAUCUCAGCGAUAUGGAUACAACACAUGCCGCUGCUGUCCACCAUCAAAUGUAUUAUAAUCCCCAUGCCAUGUAUCAUCAGGCCACAAAUGCUGCAGCUGCUGCUGCCUCCGAGUGGCAUUCCCCAUCCUCAGCGGAAAAUUUCACACAAAAUCAACAAUUGCUGGCCCAUCAGCAUCAACAGUUGCUUAACGGCACCAUUGGUGCGGGCGGCGCAACACCAUCAUCAUCGUCGGCUAUUGCCAGUAGUACAACAUCGGCAGGUCCAGCCUCUGGCAGUACGACACAAUUAAAUGAGACUGUUAGCAGUAUUGGCGAUUCGCAGCAACAUCAACAACAGCAGCAGCAACAGCAGUCACAGCAACAGGCUCAACAUCACAUAACCGAGGGAUUGCCAUCGCCACCGAUCACAGUGAGUGGCAGUGAAAUAUCGAGCCCCGGAGCUCCAGCCUCUUCAUCAUCGCCACAUCAUUUGAUAAUUAACAAUAACAAUAGUCCAUCGACGGCUAAUAAUAACAACAAUAAUAAUACAAUAAAUCACAACAACAACAAUCGUUCAUCGCCCAUUAAAUCACAUCAAUAUUAUGAUUGGAUGAAGAAGCCGACAUAUCCAUCGCAGCCAGCACCUGGAAACUGCACAGAUGCUGAACAUUAUAUGGCACCAAUUUUAGAUGAUUUCAACGAUAUAUUGGAUACAAACGGUAUGAGGGUUUUUCCUAUACUAUUACACCUUUUGCCUUUGUAUGCAUGA
Musca vetustissima is the source of this 873-nucleotide messenger RNA. Its product is annotated as homeotic protein caudal-like. The transcript has 2 exons. Bases 4 to 873 code for a protein of 289 amino acids. Lineage: Eukaryota; Metazoa; Arthropoda; Insecta; Diptera; Muscidae. The record is from RefSeq and is a predicted model, not a curated record.